AUGGCAUAUCAGUUCUUUUCAAAACCAAAGUCACGAUCUUCAUCAGCUUCUCCUUCCCCAUAUCGUCCAUCCCGUUCUAAUAAUCCUCCUAUUCAUCUACCUCCUCUUCAACCACCCGUCGGCGCAAAGCCGGGAUCAUGCAAUGUCAGCGAAGACACUUUCCCACCAUUCCCCCACGAGAUACCUGCGGGUUACGCGACUGCGCACCCUAAUAUCACCGUAGAGACAGUGAAGACAGCGCAUAUUCCUUCUCUGUCGCGCAUCACUGGUCUACUGCUCCCAAUACGCUACCCAACGUCCUUUUACACAGCUACCAUUACCGACCCGGUCAUCGCGUCACUUUCACGCGUCGCUGUAUACCAUGACCACCCGGUCGCUGAGGUACCCGAUCGUGGGUCCUUGCCGGGUACUGAUAAAGUGAUUGGAGGCAUUCGAUGUCGCUUAGAGAAGCAGGAUAAUGGACAGGUGGUGAACGGACGAGAAGCCACGACUCUAUACAUCCAAACUCUGUAUCUCUUGUCACCAUAUCGUGGAAGUGGUGUUGCUACUUCGCUGUUGAACUCAUUACUGUUCGAAUCUGUCGACAACAAAUCCACCGGGAAGGUAUCUGAAUUAGUAAAACACUACAACAUUCGUGAAGUUACCGCUCAUGUUCACGAGGCGAACGAAGAUGGGUUGAACUGGUAUACUGCAAGGGGGUUCAAGCUUGAUGCUACCAUUGUGGACGGAUAUUACCGUCGUCUCAAGCCGUCGGGGGCAAGGAUUGUUCGCCUAAAGGUCCAGCGGCAGGAUGAAGAGACCGAAGGUGAACAAGAAUCCGAAGACCCCGCACAUGCUCCAGUGGAACGAAAUGAGGCACCAGAUCAACAUGCGUCGCCUAGUGAUGCAGACGAUGAGGACUGGGAGAAGGUGGAAGCAGAAGAUGAUGGUGAUCUCGGUGUGCAAACAUUAGGCGAAUCACCGAUCCUGGAAAGGGACGAGAAGGAGGAGACAGCGUCUAGGAAACGAAAAGCCGAGGAUGAGAGCGGAAAUCAUGCACAGCGUCGGCUAUGA
Penicillium malachiteum is the source of this 1053-nucleotide messenger RNA. Its product is annotated as GNAT family N-acetyltransferase. The record is from RefSeq and is a predicted model, not a curated record. Gene Ontology annotation, cellular component: NatA complex. Lineage: Eukaryota; Fungi; Ascomycota; Eurotiomycetes; Eurotiales; Aspergillaceae. The transcript has a single exon. Gene Ontology annotation, molecular function: acyltransferase activity, transferring groups other than amino-acyl groups. Gene Ontology annotation, biological process: mitotic sister chromatid cohesion. The coding region runs from base 1 to 1053 and encodes 350 amino acids.